CUUGACUUGAUCUCUCCACUACGCUUACAAUUUUACUGUUCGACUCGGUUAGACUGUUGACAGUCUCUCGUUACACUGUUUUCACCCCACCUGUCGCGCAGUUCCCCGACAGCCACCCGCUCACAGCUCCUGCGCCUGCGGGCCAGAGAGCUCUGUCAAAACUCUCUUCCAUCGAACGAACUCUUGAUCGAUCUAUCUAUUCACUCGAACCGACCGAACUACCCCACCGAACGCCCUACCUCCCCAUAUCAAGAUCGCAAUGAGCAAUUCAGUCCCAGACCUCGAUGCCGUCGGCAUGAAAGCGGAGCCAGGACUGGCGGAACAGUUCCGGCACGAAGUGGCGCAUCUUCUCGGACGCUCCAACCCCAACUUCCCCGGCGCGCAACCCGUCAGCUUUUCGUCCAAGCACCUGAUGGAGCUUCAGCGCGAAGACUACUACGUGUGCGAAAAGACCGACGGCAUCCGCUGUCUCAUGUACUUCGCGCGAGGCGAAUCCCCCGAAGCCCCCGAGAUCCACUACCUCAUCGAUCGCAAGAACGACUACCGCUACGUCCCGGGCCUGCACUUCCCCCUCCCCAACGACGACACCUUCCAGUCCUUCCACGUCGAUACCCUCGUCGACGGCGAGCUCGUCAACGACACCUACGAGGACGGCACGCAGCAGCUCAAAUUCCUCGUCUUCGACUGCCUCGUGCUCGACGGGCAAAGCCUCAUGCACCGCACGCUGGACAAGCGCCUCGCAUACUUCAAAGAAAAGGUCCUCAAACCCUACAACGCGCUCUACGAGCGUUUUCCCGAGGAAAAGGCACACCGCGCCUUCACAGUCGAAGACAAGUCCACGCAGUUCAGCUACGGCAUCGAGAUGAUGUUCCGCGAGAUCAUCCCCAAGGUCAAGAAAAUCCACGGCAACGACGGCCUCAUCUUCACCUGCCGCAGCACCCCCUACCGCAUCGGCACAGACGAGCACAUCCUCAAGUGGAAGCCUCCCUCCGAGAACACCAUCGACUUCCGCCUGCGCCUCGAGUUCCCGCUCCUCGAGCCCGACUCCGACGACGAGGCCGACGGCGUCUCUGCCCCUUACCCGGACUACGACGCCAUCCCCAUCUUCCACCUCUUCGUCAUGCUGAACGGAAACGAGUACCGCCACUGGGCGGAGAUGUACGUCACCCCUGCCGAGUGGGAAGAGAUCAAAGCCCUCGGCCAGCCCCUCGAUGACUCCAUCGUCGAGUGCUCCAAGGACUCCCAGGGUCGCUGGCGCUUCCACCGUAUCCGUGACGAUAAGGCCGACGCGAACCAUAUCUCGACCGUGGAGAAAGUCCUCGAGAGUAUCGAGGACCGCGUUACCGAGGACGACCUCAUCCGUCUCGCACCGACUAUUAAGAACGCCUGGAAAAAGCGCCAGGCUGGUGGUGGUGGUGAGGGACGAUCACGAUCGCACGUCAACGGAACGAUUUGAUAUAUUAUGAAAAAUGGGGCGAAACAGACAAAAAAAAGGACGGUGCUGGUGGGUAGACUUGGUUUCGUUGAUUUUUCUUUUUCUUUCUUUCUUUCUGCGUAUCUAUAAUAUUAUACUAUACUAGACUUUUGCAAGGCGUCGGGCGUUUUCAUAUGGGUGGUGGGUC
Messenger RNA from Aspergillus campestris IBT 28561, 1622 nucleotides. RefSeq names its product mRNA guanylyltransferase. Gene Ontology annotation, molecular function: ATP binding; mRNA guanylyltransferase activity. Gene Ontology annotation, biological process: 7-methylguanosine mRNA capping. The record is from RefSeq and is a predicted model, not a curated record. Bases 260 to 1456 code for a protein of 398 amino acids. Gene Ontology annotation, cellular component: mRNA capping enzyme complex. NCBI's taxonomy places the organism in Eukaryota, Fungi, Ascomycota, Eurotiomycetes, Eurotiales, Aspergillaceae. The transcript has a single exon.